Messenger RNA from Olea europaea var. sylvestris, 940 nucleotides. RefSeq lists its product as uncharacterized. NCBI's taxonomy places the organism in Eukaryota, Viridiplantae, Streptophyta, Magnoliopsida, Lamiales, Oleaceae. Bases 125 to 715 code for a protein of 196 amino acids. The transcript is spliced from 2 exons. The record is from RefSeq and is a predicted model, not a curated record.
ACCCAAGUAAAAAGGCACCGUCUUUGAAAAGUUUCUGGAAUGUCCUCAAAGCAUAAAAUUACAUAAAUUCACAAAUUGCAAGGGAAAAUUUUUGCGUCGCAUAUUUCACAGCACAAAAUCGACAAUGGGUUGGGUGUGGAAGAAUGACGACGAAUCUGACUCUAUUUCAUCAUCCGCUGGUGAUAGCGGCGAGUUUAACGGCUCAUUAAACCCUAGAGAUGACGGUAAUGGCGAUCGCUGCGCCACCCGAAGAAUUGUCUCGUCUCAGUGCCGGACUGAGGAAGUUGAGCCGGGGAAAUUCAUUCGUAAGUGCGAGAAAACCGAGAAGAUAUUCAAAGACUGCGUGGGAAGGCCUAGUGAGAUGGUACAGUCUAACAAAGAAUACACCGAGGAAGAUGUAACAGACCAUGUUGUUAAAGGGAUCCCAUUGGAAUCAUCCGAGCAGGGACCCUUUCACUUUCCUGGUUUACGUGGUGAUAUUGAAGCCAUUGAACGUAGUUUCUUUGGCGGUAUUAACCGUUUCUUUGAAGCAGCCGAAGAGAUGAAGAAUGAUUUUUUUAGUACAAUAGCGGUUCCUCGCAUAUUUGAUGAUGAGUCUUCAUCCUCUUGCAAUAAGCGUGGAAUUCCCGUUGAAGCUUACCCUCCGAAAGAGGUUCUUCCUGAGAAAAAUUCCAAUGGUGAUGUUGAUCUUUCUGGAUUGGCUAGAGAUGUUUGAGGCAAAGCUAUGAAUUUUUCGCACUGUACAUUUUGCUAAUAAACGUAGGACCUAGUUACCAUGUUACUUUCUAAUACAACUACUAGAACUAAAAUUUACCUUAUUUAAUAAUAAAGUUUUGGCCUGUAUAGGACGCGGAACGACUACCAGCUGAAAAAUUAUUGUCCGGCCGGUGCUUGCCGGCAAAUGGCAGCUGUCAAGGCCUAAUUUUAAGUACUUUAUUCC